AUGGUAAAGGCGAAGGCCAAGGCAUACGCCUUGUCACCGCCUCCAACCAAACGGUGUACAUCAAAGACAUCUCCCAAGAUAGCUUGCGCGCCCCGGGCCGCCGCCGCGACCGCAGUGAAGAGUCGACCCGCUCCUCGUGAUCGCGGAGCUGCUCCUCCAGCCAGUUCCAAGCCUGAUGCUCCUGACCCAUUGCCCUUGGUCGGCGCAGAGAACAGUCAGCGAUGGACCUUCUUGAAGAGAUUGUUCAUGUGGCCGAUCAGGGCAUUAGAUAUCUUCUACGAUAGCCUGCUCAAGGCCCAGAGAGAUCUUCCGGAGAAACCAGAAGUGUUGAAGCAGGUUCUGGACAACAUGAAGGGCUUCACUAUUUCCACAUCUUUCAGCGGCAUUGACACUCCAGCUACAUCAUGGCUUAGUUUAGCUCAGGGUAUCACCUCCACCUUAGAGAUUCCAUUUGAAGAUGCAACGUUGCCUUCAAAUCUCUACGCUGUGGAAUGGAACAGGAAGUGCCGAGUGGAGCUGGAACAUCAUCCCCAUCCACCAGAACACAUCUUUGGAGAUAUCAACCACUUUUGGGCCCCUGGGAUGAAAAACAAAGUGGAGCGUUUGAUAGAGCAGAACAUGUACCAAGAGGCUGGAUGGCAGGGCCCCACGUUCCUGGCUUUCUUGUGCUGGGUGUGUAUGCGCUUGGAUCAGCAGGAAGAGACCUGCAUCCAGGAGAAUGUGAAAGAGUUUGAUACAACGUCAGACUCGCAUGGUCGUUUCUUGUGCGGCAAGGAAGCGCUCUUGGCGCAGGGAUUUCCAGUAUACUCCAGCCUCUCAUCCAACAUCAAGCAUGAGGUGCCUGACUCCAAUGCUCCAUUGGUCACAGAAAAGUACACAGCCAACACCUUCAAGUCUGCCAGGGCGUUCCGUCGAAAGUUGGUGAACCACAACUGCUUGAAAGAUUGGGAAACUUUCUUUGCAUCGGAGACGGACUUUCUUGAUCCUUCAUUGAAGCAAGAGGUUGCCUUGAACAACAUGAACAACUUCGCCACACUCAUCGACGCACACUUUACGGGACAAGAUUCGGAGGCGAUAGGGGUUGUGCUGGUGGAGGCUUGCAAAUUCUGUGUGCACAUCUCAGUGCCACUGCUGCCGCCGACAGCAGGGGCGAAUGAUGCACAGACACAGGAGCACGGUUCCAGACGACCUCCCUAUCUCUUCAAGAAAACCGCUGAAGCAGAGAUGGUCGAUCGCCUUCGCUGUCCUGUGUCAGGGGCAAUCUAUAUCAAGAAACUUCUCCAGGCCACUUCAGAUCUUGCUGAUCCUUCCAACAAGCGCAAGAGAGCCAAAGCGCCUGAUCUCACAGAGGAGACCGCCGCAGCAAAGAAGAAAGCCAAGUCCGGAGCAAAGGCUUCUGGGAAGGCCAAAGCAAAGGCCAAAGCGAGAGCUGACAAGGGUGUCCUGCAGGCAGGGGAAACAGAGGAAACUCUGAAUCAGGGAGUGGCCCAAGUGUCCUGGGGAGGCAAGAUGGAAACUCGUUCCCGGUAUUGGCUUGACGACGUGCUGGCUGCUUUGACAUGUGUCUUCGGCAACGGUGCUGCUGAUGCUGAACAUGAUGGGUUUCACAAGUCGCCUGUGUUCCGCCUGGCUGUCUCUUAUGCAUUGGAGUUCUGCUUCGCCGGCUCAGUCGCCCUCCAGAAGAAGAAGUUCACAACUUGGUCAAAGCUCCGACCUGCCUUGCAGAAGCUUAUCAGUUCGUACUUGAAGCAGUCUUUGGGUCAGUUGCCAACUGGCACUGAUCUUGAAGAUUUGUUGCAGCAGUUGAUUGCAGAGGCAACGUCUCAGAACCCAUGCCCAGCUCUGCAAGCUGCGCUGGCGGCGAGCAAAUCUGAGAAGUCAGGUCAUGGUGGUGGCGCCAACUUGUGGUCCUUGUCGAAGACAGUUUUGGCCAACAAGGAGGCGCUAUCUUUGUGCGAGCAGUUCCUGAAGAAGAACAAUGACCCAAACCCUCGCAACCACCAUGCCUUCAAGCUCUAUUUGGAUCGAUGCAGAGUUGUGUGCUGUACUUGCAAGGGACCUGAAGCUUGGGAUCCACAGACAUGUGACUUUCAUGACAAGUGUAGCUUCACUAUUCCCGACCUCCUCGGCGGACUUGCGCAGGUUUUUGAGCAAGCAGGUGACGCAGAAUCUUUUGGCUUGAGUCAGCCGACCAUUACUUUGGUUGGGGCAGCGGCUUUGGCGCAGUGCAUUCAUUUGACCAAGGAGCUCCAGGAUGAUGUGAACGCUAGCAGCGUGUGCCCUCUAGAGAGCAUUGGGAAGCAAGUGAAGUUCAUGCUGAAGGAAGUCGCAUCGGAUGCCUCAGCGAACCUUCAGCCUAGCUCUGAGAGCAAGAGUGACAACACUGACAAUGCUCAGCGACAACGGUUGCAGCCAAAGUGGUGCUUCAACGAACGCAUCUUGGACAGUUUGCUUUGUUCACGGGCAAAGUACUUGCUUGCAGCUGCUUCUCAUUUGAUGUGCCGCCCUGCCUUCAAUGCAAAGGUGCCUGCUGGACCCAGCAACCGGAAGUUCAUAUUCUUUGAUGACUUGGAUGAACAUGAGGUUGAGCUCCUGCACAUGGUUCUCAAGGAGCUAUGCAGCUCGACUGUAGGCAUCUCCGACCCUACGUUUGUUUGCAACGUCGAAGCCCGCUUUGCUUUUCAGAACCCUGGCAGUGAGUGUGAUACGCUGGACAGCUGGCCGGCCAUGUGGAGCAAAGUGUUGAUGGAGGUGGUGAAGAGGGGCGCUAAGGAGUUGAGUGCGCAAGAAGUGAUGGAUCCAUCCUUUCAGCCAAGCAAGCUCCUGAAACUCCUGCCUGCGCCAGCCCGCAUGUGUCCUAAGAGUUUCUACACCAGUGGUGGUGGAGGUCCUGAGGCAAGUUCGACUGUGAAGACAGAAGAGCUUGGCAAGCAGGUUGGUCAGAGUAGCGCUCAGGAUUCGGGUCUUGCAUCUUCUUCUGGCCCCCCAUCCUUCUACGAGGUUUUGCACAUGCAUGAGAUUCCCAACGCCAAAGCUCAGACCGUCAACGUGAUGGACGUCUUGGUUCUCAAGUCCACGAUCGAAGCGCACAUCUUCACUCAUGCAUUGAAAAACAGCUCCGAGAAGCUUUUGAAAUUGGUGAAGAUCGACGGCAAGAAUGGGGCUGUGGUGGAUCACCUAGCUUUGGUCUCGCCAGAGGGGGAUUUGGCCAAUUCUGAGAAGCAGGAGAAGUUGUUUGCUUGGGGGACACUGUCACUGGAAGGUGGCAACAAGAGUGUGAAGGUGGGCACAAUGGACCUUGGAUUCACGGUGGACCUCUUCCUCACCCCAGAGGGAGCAAACAAGCCUUCUUCGUACGCACCAUGCGCAGUUUGGUUCACCAAGCCGGGCUACACAGAGCCAAAGGCCAUGUUCCGACUUGGCUUCCAGGAGGAGACUUUGACAUUUGCGGACGCAGCGGGGCAAUCCCGCACGGUUCACUUGUGUCUGCCCUACAUGCAGCUGCGGCACGAGGCCAAUUCGGCUGCGAUCCAGUUCUUGAUGAAAUCACCAGCAAUUCAACAAGCGGUUCUGAUGACCAGGCCCUGGUUUGAAGGUGAGAAACCAAUGCCUUUGAAGAGCAAAGCGCCCAAGCUCAUGAUUGGUGGGGCGGUCAUGAGCGCCACUAAGACUGAGGAUCCUGACUUGAAGAAGCCUGAACCUUUCGCUGAAUGUUUGGUAAAUGCAGCAGUUGUGCCGAAACACUCGACACACUUGCUCAAGUAG
Durusdinium trenchii is the source of this 3765-nucleotide messenger RNA. Lineage: Eukaryota; Dinophyceae; Suessiales; Symbiodiniaceae. The record is from the annotation of a GenBank genome assembly.